AUGGCCUUUCUCACUAUUCCAAAUGGUAGAAAAUGGAAAGUCAAGUUGACACAACAUGCUGGGGGGGUUUGGUUUCAAAAUGGUUGGUCUGAAUUUGCAAGCUCUCAUGGUGUAGCCGUGGGGCACUUGCUGGUUUUCAAAUAUGAAGGAAAUUCACACUUUGAUGUACUCAUAUUUGAUGCCACUGCAACAGAAAUAGACUAUACUUUAGAUGACGAACUCCAAGUUCAUAGGAUCGAAGAUGAUGAGAGUGAUGACAGCUCUGUUGAAAUCAUCAAACACUUUUAUAGGGGAGAGGGUUCAGGAUCAGCCCAUCCUAAGAAAGACGGUGGUGUAGCUAAAAAUCUUGUUAUAGCCAAUGCUUUUAAAUCAGAAAAUCCCCUUUUCACUGUUAUCAUGCGUCCAUCCUACGUUAAUGGCAAGGAUCGUGCGAGUUUACCCCAAGACAUUAUCAACUACUUACCGAGAGACGGGUUUACCAAGGACUACACCAAAGCAAGUAUACUCCUUGUCAAGCUCCAGAUUGUGGACCGAUUAUGGCCUGUGAAGCUAUACAUUUAUGAACGAAGUGGGGGUUCAUCAUGUGUCGUAUCAGCUGGUUGGUCUGCAUUUGUGAGGGAAAAUAGUUUGCGAGUAGGAGGUGUUUGUGUAUUUGAGCUGAUUAUGAGGGACGGUGUUGUGUUAAACGUCCACAUUUUCAAGUGCCAAGACUAA
This is a messenger RNA of Quercus lobata, 714 nucleotides long. Its product is annotated as B3 domain-containing transcription factor VRN1-like. Gene Ontology annotation, molecular function: DNA binding. The record is from RefSeq and is a predicted model, not a curated record. Bases 1 to 714 code for a protein of 237 amino acids. The transcript has 3 exons. NCBI's taxonomy places the organism in Eukaryota, Viridiplantae, Streptophyta, Magnoliopsida, Fagales, Fagaceae.